UCUAUCAGAAGUGUCAUCGCGCGGGAUGAGGUCCGCAGCACCGACGGAAAUGCAGAAUCUGGAGAAUCCAGUGCCGGACGUAACGUUCUCGGACAUAACGUAUUCCGUCCCUUAUUCUAGUUUCAACGUUUUUGAUAGGAAAAAAAAAGAAAUCCUUCAUGGGGUCAGUGGGCAUUUCAAGGCAGGAGAGUUUUCUGCUAUAAUGGGCCCCUCUGGCUCUGGGAAAUCAACAUUAUUAGAUAUAAUUGCUGGAUACAGAAAACAUGGCUACACUGGCCAAGUGAUGAUAAAUGAGUGUGAGAUUAAAGUUAGUUCAGAAAAUUCCUGUUACAUAAUGCAGGAGGACAACCUUCACCCUCUUCUGUCCGUCAGAGAGAUUAUGAAUUUAUCAGCCAAUUUAAAACUUGGACAUCCUUACACAAAAAAAUUAAAAAACAUAAGGGUUUGUAAAAUUUUAGAUGCACUUGGUCUUGUGGGAUCAGUGAAUACAAUGACUGGGAAAUUAUCAGGAGGCCAAAGAAAGCGACUUGCUAUUGCUUUAGAAUUGCUAGAUAACCCUCCAAUUCUUUAUUUUGAUGAACCCACCAGCGGCUUAGACAGUAGUUCGACAAAGCAGUGUAUAUCACUGUUAAAAAAGCUUGCCAGGGAUGGAAGGAUUGUUGUAUGCACCCUACACCAACCUUCUGCGGUAAUUUUUGAAAUGGUGGAUUACCUUUACUGUCUAGCUGGUGGUUGGUGCUGUUAUUCAGGGAGCCCUUCAAUUAUGACAAAUUUCCUUUCACUUACAGGACUUCAUUGUCCAGCAUAUCAUAAUCCUGCAGAUUUUUUGAUGGAAGUCAUUGGAGGUGAAUAUGGAAAUCAUGGUGAAUUUUUGACUGAAUGCUCAAAAAAUGGGAAGAGCUAUGCAUGGAGAAAAACAUUAAUAGACACAUCUUCAGUGUACUAUUCUAGUCAAGAAAGUGAAUGUAAAAAUUUUUCUUUAUCUCCAAUUUUUGUUUCUAACUCUAAAAAAGAUAUGAUAGUGGCAAAACAUGAGAAAUCAAGAAAGUUUAAUGCACCAUUUUGUGAUCAAGUUUUACUUUUGGUUCAUAGAAUAUUUUUAACUUUAAUGAGAGACAAGUUUCAUAUAUUGUGCAGAUUGCUGACACACCUGUUUAUUGGGGUUUUAAUUGGAAUCUUUUAUUUUAAUAUAGGCAAUGAUGCAGGAAGGGUUUUUAAUAAUUUUAGCCUGCUGUUUUUUAGUGCUAUUUUUUUGGCAUUUGCUGCUCUUCAGUCAAUGAUAAUAUCAUUCCCACAAGAAGUUCCUAUAAUCAGGAGAGAGCAUUUUAAUAGUUGGUAUUCUGUAAAAGCAUAUUAUUUAGCUAAUACACUAGCAGACUUUCCCAUUCAGGUUAGCUCUGCAAUGGUUUAUUGCACAAUUGUUUAUUGGAUGUCUGCACAACCUGGAGAAUGGUAUAGGUUCUUCUUAUUUUUGUUCAUGUGUACAAUGGUGUCUCUGUUAGCACAAAGCAUCGGAUAUCUACUUGGCUCAUCGAUGAGAGUGAUAAAUGGUGUUGUUUUUGGGCCUUUGUCAAUUAUGCCAGCAGUAAUGAUGUCUGGAUACUUCAUACAAAUGAGGGACUCACCAAUGUGGUCAAGGCCAUUUUUUAAAUUAUCUUAUAUUAGGCAUUGCCUUGAAGGUCUGGUUGUUGCGAUAUAUGGCUAUUCGAGAACUAAUUUGCCCUGUGUCUCUGAAGACUAUUGUCAUUACGUUACGCCAAAAAAAUUUCUCAAAGAAUUGGAUAUGACUGAAGAUUAUAUGACAAACUCAUUGAUGAUUGUGUUUAUGUUCGUGGUUGUAAAAAUCAUAACUUAUUUUGUUCUACUGUACCAAAUAAGGAACAAAAGAUAAUAUUAAUUAUGAAUAGUCGACAAUUUUUCAAUUAAUUCUUAUUAUGUAGCUUUAUUCAUUUAUAUUUAUUUGGUAAUUAAUUUUUUUGUACUUUUGAAUGUCUUUUUCUUUAAAGAAUUUGUUUAACCUUCAAUUAGAGUUCACAAAUUUUUAAAUGAUUUUUUUCAUGAACUGGAAAAAAGUGAAACAAAAACAUUUUUAAAGCCUAAGAAUAAAUCUAGAAUCCAUUAAUUUUUAAUUCUUUCCCAAAAGACAUGCUUUGUAUAUCGCAAAAAUCGCGGAACACAGAGUUGAUUAAUUUAUAAUUUAUAUGUAAUACUUGGUCAUAAAUAUUGUGAAAUUUUAAUAUACAAGUACAAA
This is a messenger RNA of Cimex lectularius (bed bug), 2251 nucleotides long. Its product is annotated as ATP-binding cassette sub-family G member 1-like. Bases 26 to 1891 code for a protein of 621 amino acids. Gene Ontology annotation, molecular function: ABC-type transporter activity; ATP binding; ATP hydrolysis activity. NCBI's taxonomy places the organism in Eukaryota, Metazoa, Arthropoda, Insecta, Hemiptera, Cimicidae. The record is from RefSeq and is a predicted model, not a curated record. Gene Ontology annotation, cellular component: plasma membrane. The transcript has 11 exons.